Molecule: messenger RNA, 816 nt
Organism: Lodderomyces oxycetoniae
Lineage: Eukaryota; Fungi; Ascomycota; Pichiomycetes; Serinales; Debaryomycetaceae
Gene: RPA34
Product: DNA-directed RNA polymerase I subunit
Exons: 1
Coding region: 1-816 (271 amino acids)
Biological process (GO): transcription by RNA polymerase I
Source: RefSeq, a predicted model, not a curated record
AUGGUACGAACUUCUUACAAAUCUAAAGAGUAUGUUGAUGACUCUGAUCUUGAGGAGCCAAGCUCCCCUGAACCAUCUUUUGAACCACCUAAACACUAUCAUAGAGUCACUAAACUGACGGGUCUUCCAAAGAUUAAGGACAAAGAGCUAUGGUUAAUUAGAACACCCAAAGGCUUUCCUAUAGAUAAGUUGAAAUGCUUACCGAUUGAAUUGGCAAAGAAUAAGAAAGCAGAUUCAUUUGAAAUCAACGGAUCAUCGUUUGAAAUAAAUGAGGAGUUGAGUUUUGUAGAUAGCAAACAUUUAGCAACUUCCACCAAGGAAGUAAAUGGUAACAAUAAGCAUGCUGUUUUCACUGCUGAAAAGGGUAGAUUCAUACCUACGGAUCAUAAGUUUAAUCGAUUCUAUAAUAUCAGAGAAGUUGUUGAUGUACCACACAUAGAUUUUGAGAAAGCUACAGUGUCCAGAAACAAUGUGCCGAAAAUUAAGAAAUUGAGAAUGAGGCAUUUCCCUACCGGGUAUGGACAAAAUGAUUAUGAUCUAACUAGUGGCAUAGCCUUUGGUGAAGAGGAGGGGGAGGAGGAGGAGGAGGAGGAGGAGGGGGAGGGGGAGGAGAAGAAGGAUGAAGAAGGUGAAGAAGGUGAUAUUUUAGAGGGGAAAGUGUUGAAAAAGGCCAAAAUUGCAUCUACUGAGUCAUCAAAGCAAAACAAGCAUAAGAUAACGACCGAAAAGAGCGACCGAAAGGAAAGGAAAGAAAAGAAGCAUAAAAAGGAAAAGAAAGAUAAAAGCAAGAGUAAGAGCAAGAAGGAAAAGAGUUGA